Molecule: messenger RNA, 1243 nt
Organism: Eptesicus fuscus (big brown bat)
Lineage: Eukaryota; Metazoa; Chordata; Mammalia; Chiroptera; Vespertilionidae
Gene: SDS
Product: serine dehydratase
Exons: 7
Coding region: 1-987 (328 amino acids)
Biological process (GO): L-serine catabolic process; L-threonine catabolic process
Molecular function (GO): L-serine ammonia-lyase activity; threonine deaminase activity; pyridoxal phosphate binding
Source: RefSeq, a predicted model, not a curated record
AUGGCUUCCCGGGAGCCCCUGCACGUGAAGACCCCGAUCCGAGACAGCGUGAUGCUGUCCAAGGUGGCCGGCACCAGCGUCUACAUCAAGAUGGACAGUGCCCAGCCCUCCGGCUCCUUCAAGAUCCGGGGCAUCGGCCACCUCUGCCAGACGUGGGCUGAGCGAGGCUGCAAACACUUCGUCUGCUGCUCAGCGGGCAACGCCGGCAUGGCGGCCGCCUAUGCCGCCAGGAGGCUGGGCAUCCCCGCCACCAUCGUCGUGCCCAAGACAACGCCUGCCCUCACCAUCGAGCGGCUCAGAAAUGAGGGCGCCACGGUCACGGUGGUGGGUGAGACGCUGGAGGAGGCCCAGGAGCUGGCCACGGCGCUGGCGAAGAACAACCCCGGCUGGGUCUUCAUCUCUCCCUUCGACGACCCCCUCAUCUGGGAAGGCCACGCUUCCAUCGUGAAGGAGCUGAAGGAGACAAUGAGCGAAAAGCCGGGGGCCAUCGCGCUGUCGGUGGGCGGCGGCGGCCUCUUGUGCGGAGUGGCCCAGGGGCUGCAGGAGGUGGGCUGGGGGGACGUGCCCAUCAUCGCCAUGGAGACCAAGGGAGCCCACAGCUUCCACACUGCCACCUCUGCCGGCAAGCUCAUCCCUCUGGACCAGAUUACGAGUGUGGCCAAGGCUCUGUGUGUGAAGACCGUGGGGGCCCAAGCCCUGAAGCUGUUCCAGGAAUACCCCAUUUUCUCGGAAGUGGUCUCGGACCAGGAGGCUGUGGCCGCCAUUGAGAAGUUUGUGGAUGACGAGAGGGUCCUGGUGGAGCCGGCCUGCGGGGCAGCCCUGGCCGCUGUCUACAGCAACGUGGUUCGGAAGCUGCAAGGGGAAGGGAAGCUCCGCACCCCGCUGUCCUCGCUCGUGGUCAUCGUCUGCGGGGGCAGCAACAUCAGCCUGGACCAGCUGCAGGACCUCAAGAAACAGCUGGGCAUGAAGAACGAGCUGCCCAAGUGAAGGUCUCCCCGCCCCGGGGACCCCUGCAGGGGCUGGAGUUUGCCCAGCACCUCGUUGUACAUAUCAUUCUUGUGUCUGGCUGCGAGCCUGCGGCCAGGCCAGUCGGUGCUUGCUUGUGCCCACGAGCCCCCUGGGCAGAGGGCCACACGCUUCGCAGUGGAGGCAGGGGGAGGGUGUCGGCGGCCAGGGAUCCCCUGCUGCCUGUGUGACUGCUCUGCCAUCGUCCUCAGCCACCCCUGCCAGGGCGACACUGCCC